CAAUGGUAUUGACGAGAAAACAAUCUUCUGAGAUUAUUAAAUCACAAUUGAUCCAAUCAUCUUAUCCAAUUGAUUGCGAUGAACAGUUUGAAGAAAAAGCUGAAGAAAAGGGUAAAUCUGAAAAAAGAAUAAAAUUUCCUGAGAAACUUUGGAAUCUCGUUGAAUCUGAUGAAAUUGAAUCAAUCAAAUGGUCCAAAAAUGGAAGAGCGAUCGGCAUCGAUCCGAAGGAAUUACAAUAUGGACUGAGGGUCAAUUUACUCGGAUUCAAAACGGUCAAUUUUUCUUCCUUCACUCGACAAUUAAACCUUUAUGGUUUUCGUAAGAUCAAUUGUGAAACAGAUUAUCACGAGUAUGAACAUCCUUAUUUCACCAAAGACAAAAUUCAUUUGAAAAAAUUGAAACGAAACAAGAAAAUCAAUUAUGAAUCAGAUUCAUCUUCUUCCACAUCAUCAUCGCCGAUCACGAGAACUGAAAUCAAACUGGAAAAUUCACAAUUCGAUUCAAUGAGCGAAACAACUGAAGCGCUCGACGAGAAUGUUAAUCAUGAGGAAAUUGUUGAUUCGAAAGCUGAAGAAAGAGCAACAAUUAAAUGCUUCGGAUCUUUUUAUAGUUGUUUUGAUUAUUAUGGAAAAAGUAAAUCACAAGAAGAUCUCAUUAAAUGGGAUAGUCAAUUUACUGAGGACCAACCGGCGAAUGCUUAUUUCUUUUAA
Molecule: messenger RNA, 710 nt
Organism: Panonychus citri (citrus red mite)
Lineage: Eukaryota; Metazoa; Arthropoda; Arachnida; Trombidiformes; Tetranychidae
Exons: 1
Coding region: 3-710 (235 amino acids)
Biological process (GO): regulation of DNA-templated transcription
Molecular function (GO): sequence-specific DNA binding; DNA-binding transcription factor activity
Source: RefSeq, a predicted model, not a curated record